AUGCGAGCAAACUUCUCACAAGCAAUAGAAGAUGAUUUCUUUGAAGAACAUUAUAUCAACCCCGACUCUGCCAUUAGACUACCAUGGCAAUGGAGAAUGGUAGACCCCGGGCAAGUCGAUCAUCUUCAUGACUGGCAGAUUGCUACUGGUCUUGCUAGACGGUUCCGCUCAUUCGGCAAGCAGGCCUUUUUCAGAUCCAAGACUUUUUCCAUGAGCCCUGGCUUCUGCGAGCGUCUCAAAAACAAUGGUAUCAGAAACUUCAGCUACAUGAACACUUCGAUGGCUCUGAAAAACAUUGAAUCCAUUGUUUUCGUUGGCUACUGGGAUGUUGGCUGGCGAAACUUGCUUCAAUUGCCUGAACGUCUGGAAGGGUUCACCCGGCUGAAGCGGCUUGAUCACAUCUUUGGCAACCGUCAGUCCUCUUACUCUCCGUUUGACUUGAUGGUGCGGUCUACGAGCAUUCGAAGGCAAGUUCCUGAGGAGCUUCUGGGGCUCUUCCGCCGGAUUGGGGUGAAGGUUGAUGAUCUGGACAUGGGUAUUAUCGAUGGCUCACCUACUCUUGCUUGUCGCAAUGAAAUCUAUCACCGCCACUCAGAGCUUAUGCAGCAGUUGAGGAAGUGGGCAAGGGAGCCAAAUGCAUAUGAAAGGAGCGCCAAACAGAGCGGACUGCGGUUUCUAGGAUCUGAUCUCAAUUCUGGUUCCUGA
Messenger RNA from Penicillium antarcticum, 705 nucleotides. RefSeq lists its product as uncharacterized. NCBI's taxonomy places the organism in Eukaryota, Fungi, Ascomycota, Eurotiomycetes, Eurotiales, Aspergillaceae. The transcript has a single exon. Bases 1 to 705 code for a protein of 234 amino acids. The record is from RefSeq and is a predicted model, not a curated record.